UCUCUCGCUCCUGUAUGUUUCAUUCCGAAUGUUGCACAAACAAAUUUUUCGAGCCAAUUUCGGGUUUCUAGCGUGUAUGUGAUCCUGUUCCUCAUUAAGAUCGUAGUCGUAGCGUGGGUUUGUGGGACUGUAUCGCUUCUUUCGGAACAAUCGACGGCCUCCGCCGGACGAACGAUGUGUUACUGCCGAUAUCGAAAACGAUCGCCAAGUUUGUUUUAACCUGUGCUUCAGUUUUAGUUGUGUCUCGGAUGCAGUGUUGAGGGUGUAUAAGUGUGUUUUGUAAGAUAUUUUCUGAUCUGUGCGUAGUGAUGGACAUGCCUGAAUACCGCCGUCUGACUUCUAGUGUUAAAAAAAAGAUACCUUCGCUGGUUGAACUGUUGAGAGAAACGAGCGGUUCCAUUUGCUUGAUGCGAUAACGUUUUAGAUGCAUCUAAGCUCAGUGCAAGUGGUGUGCGCGGCUCUGGUGACGCUGGCGGUGGGCGCGGCGGCGGCGCCCCCGGCGGCGGCGCCGCACCACGUCGCGAGGCGCUCCUUUUUCAACCUACAGUGCAAAGGCGUUUACGACGCAGCCAUAUUCGCCCGCCUUGACAGAAUCUGCGACGACUGUUACAACCUCUUUAGGGAGCCACAACUCUAUACUCUAUGCAGGCAAGAUUGCUUUACGACAGACUACUUCAAAGGGUGCGUCGAGGUGUUGCAAGAGACGGAUCAGCUAGAACUAUUCAAGACUUAUAUAAAACAAUUACACGGGGCCGAUCCAGGGAUUUAGGGCAAAAUGCUUUACUACACCCUAUUUCAAGGGUUGCAUGGAGUCUUUGUACCUCUACGACGAGGAGGAACAGAUAGAUCAAAUGAUCGACUUCGUCGGGAAACGCUAAUGCAUACAGCCAGCCCAUUUCGCGCCAACUCUUGACACACGACGCCAUCUUGGUAUAACCCAACCAAGUGAAAACGCCACCACAGUAUAAUAACAACGUAUUAUUGCAACGGUAAACACAACUGCACCGCUUUGCCAACAAAAAGCAUAAACAAAUGUCAAGUUCCUCCAGUUGACGUUUGCUUGCUAUCCUCAACGUAUUCUAGUCUUCGAAGCGACAUAAAUUAAUUUAUGUUUGCAACUAAUUGUAAUGUUAUUAUUAAUGUGUAUACAAUUUUAAGGACUUUAUUAGUGUAUUUUAAAAAAAUAUACAUUUUGUGUUAUUAGAUACGUGUCGUAAGCUCGACAUAUGAGUGUAUAUUACAUUAUACGUAAACUGUUUAUUGGUACACCUCCUAGAUAUUAAAAAUAUAAAUGGAGAGGCAGAUAUAUUGUUCUGGUUCGAUGCUGGUCAUCUAUACGUGUUUCAAGAUGCCUGCCUUUCAUUAUUGUCAAUAUAACUCCGACUGACUUUGUCAAUUUCAAUGGUCAUUGCAUUCCAAUCACAGUAUUUAUAAAUGACAUACGCUUCUUUUGUUCUAAAUUUUCUCUUCUAUCUUAUUGUUUGCAUUAUUGAGUAUUAUGUACAGUAUGAGUUAUAAUUAUUUAAUAUAAGGCUAACUGUAGUUAGAAACUUGUAAAUCACAUAAGUGGCUUAUACUUUACCGUCUAUAAAUCCAAUUAGGUUAUAUUUUUAAUACAUUGCAACUGUGUUUAUGUCAAUCAGUGGACGUCCAUGGGCUGGUGAUGGAAGCAUCGAGAGCGACACGAUGAUGAUGAUGGUGACGACCACAGUUUAUGUCUGUAAUUUAUUUUCUACAUUAAUUUAUAUUAGUACCUAGUAACAAUUUUAGACAUGAUUUUUAUAAUUUAAAAUUUAGGCCAUGCCUUGUUACAAUUACAACUUAAAGAACAUGUAAGUUUGAUCGUAUACUGUAUAUUGAUUUAAUUUAACUAGUUUAUAAGUAUUUAAAAAGAUUUAUUUUUAUAUGCAUCCAAUCUAUUUAUUGUUUGUUACUUGGAAAUGUUUAUAGUCAGAAAUUACCAGUGAUUAUGGACUCUACUCGCAUAUCAGAUUUGUAUGUAUAAGUUGCGGUUUAUACUUAUUUAACGGUUUAAUUAUAUCUGCAGACAGCUUUCUCUGUAUCAGAAUCUCACAUUUAGUUUUUAGCGUUUCUUACAUCACAAUUUUAAUAAACAAACAUACCAUAGAGUCUAUUAUAUAUAUUUUUAAUGGUGCCAAUAGUGUCAAAGUGACACUUGAUGUAUUAGAUAUUGUAUAAUGCUUUUGAAUUUGUAGAAAAAUGAAUAUUGUUGUGUAAAUUGAGAUUAGUAAAAUAUUAACCUAUUUGUAUACAUUUUUUUAAAAACAGCUAAGAAACGCUACG
Molecule: messenger RNA, 2304 nt
Organism: Achroia grisella
Lineage: Eukaryota; Metazoa; Arthropoda; Insecta; Lepidoptera; Pyralidae
Gene: ITP
Product: CHH-like protein
Exons: 4
Coding region: 425-769 (114 amino acids)
Biological process (GO): circadian rhythm
Cellular component (GO): extracellular region
Molecular function (GO): neuropeptide hormone activity
Source: RefSeq, a predicted model, not a curated record